ACGCGCUCAUUGCCUAAGCGAGUUCGCGAGCGGGUACCACACAUGAUCCACGCACUGUUCGUCAUAAUGUAUUAAGAGCAGUACCGUUAAACUAAUGUGAACACAAACAGAGGGCAGGUGAAAUAUUGUGAAUUGGUUAGUCGAAGCUAACCCUGGCACCCAAAACCAAGCAAGUCGGUCCCACUGGAAAGAGUGGGACCGGGCUGGGGAAAAAUUCUGGAGGAAAAUCGAGUAUUCUGGACACGAGCGGCAAAUCCUCAGGAGCCGGAUAUUCAAGAAAGAGCUCUACGUUGAGUUCCAAGCCACAAAGCAGUAACACCAGCUCGUACACAAAACCUAGUCUACCAUCCACUUCGUUUGGAAAGAGCUACGUUCCAGCUUCGUUCAACAAGCCGAAGACCAAGCCCUCAACCUCCUUUAGUGUACUAUGGAUUCCAACAAAAAAACGCAACAAGAAAAAAGAUAUCGUUUGGAAUUCACACUCUUACGAAAGAACUCCAACAAUGUAUAAUUUCAUGUCUGGAGAUUCGGAACCUUACAAAAAAAGGGAGCAAGAGGUGGGUUUAUUGUUACCAGAGCGUUCAAAGGGACCUGCACCUGUGACAUCUAGUACAAGUGUUGCUGUAGCUGAUGCCGCUUUAGAUACCAAGGAUCUUGAGAACAUUGAUGAGAAUCAGGAAUUUAUCAAAUCUGAUAAAGAUGCUAAAGAUGGCAGAGGAGAUGCAAACGAAAAAUACUCUGAAAACAGUGAUGAUUACCUUGAAAACAAAGAAUUACACAAUAAAUCUCCAGAAGCCAAGUAUGAAAAAGAAUCAGGUGAUAAAGUCGAUAGUGUUUAUCUUCGACCAUCACAACAAAAAACUCUAUCACCACCAAUAGAAGAAGAAGAAGAUUGCGGAAUCAAAUGUCUUUAUUACACUCUACAAUGCUGUGACUGUGUUUUGAUGUGAUCAAUAAAAUAUUUACAUCCAAGCAUUGAAAUCCAAUCUGCAUUUACCUUUUUGUCAUAUUUAUUAUAUUAUAGUGUAAUGAUAAUCUUACACAAUACUCAUUAUUAUAAUGUUACUUAUAUUGGCAGUUAAAUUUCAUUGUAUUGUUUAAAUUCAGUAGCAAAGUGUUAAUAAAAUCAACCUGGUUAGUCUUUCAACCACCAUUUCAUAAUUAAAUUUGUAAUGAAAUUUGACAUUGAAUUAAACUAAAAUGUUUGUUAUUGAACCCUGGUGGAAUUCUCUGGUAUGUAUUAUGUUAUGCUUUGAAUGUUAUUUCAGCUGAUACUUUAAGGACAAACAUAUACACAAUGUAUAUUUCUUGGAAUAUAUUUAUAACCAUUUUGUGCCAAAAUUAAUGUAAAGUAACAGAGCCUUUAAACUGUUAUUAUAUGCUAUAAUUUACAAUACGAAUUUAAGAGACAUUAACAAUACUAUAUUUUUUGAAAAACAUAUACAAAAUAUAUUUUUGCAUUCCAUGACGAUGAGUCAAUCCAUGUGAUAAUGAGAUAUUAUAUUUUUGUAUAACUUUACUUACAAUAUUAGAUAUUAGAAGAUAGCUAUGGAUUAGACUUAGAUUAAGAAAUAUUAUAGCUUGAUCUGAAUUGUAUUAAACAGUGAAUAGUGAGAAGCUUUUUAUGAAGUUCUCAAGUUUAGAUUAGCAUGUUUGGAGUAUGAGGGACGAAAUUUUUUCUCAACAGUAUUGAAAUGAUUUUUUGUUUAGUUCACUAUACUUAGUAUAACGCAUGAAUGCAAAGUUUUUUUAAAAGUAUAUACAUAUUUUUAAAUGUUGAAUACAUGUUAUACCUAAUGUUAAGUUCACCUGUUAACAUUCAUACUAGUUUAUAUAAUAUUUUACUACAUUUGUGUAAACCUCAUUAGCUUUAUUUUCUUUAAUAUUCAAAUUAGUAUUUUUCUUUUUGUUAGUAGUCUGUAUUAUUAAGACAAAGGACUAUACUACGUGUUUUGUAGAAUGUAGUUUAAAUAUUUCUAUUUUUACAUUUAAGGACUGAAAUUAAAGAAGUCAGAUAACCA
Messenger RNA from Bombyx mandarina (wild silkworm), 2021 nucleotides. RefSeq lists its product as uncharacterized. NCBI's taxonomy places the organism in Eukaryota, Metazoa, Arthropoda, Insecta, Lepidoptera, Bombycidae. The record is from RefSeq and is a predicted model, not a curated record.